Symbiodinium natans is the source of this 426-nucleotide messenger RNA. The record is from the annotation of a GenBank genome assembly. Lineage: Eukaryota; Dinophyceae; Suessiales; Symbiodiniaceae.
AUGGCUGAGGCUGUGGUGAAGCACUUGGGCGCAGAGUUCAAAGCCUCAGACCUCAACCCGGGUCGCUUGGUGAACGCCAUGGGAGACAGCAGAAAUGUUGUCUCCCUGGUGUUUUCACCAAAGAAGGGGCUUUGUGGGGGGCAGCUGCUGCAUUCCCUCGAGGCAGCGCAAGACCCUGUCGCGGAGAGAACGCCAGAAGGCACGAGCCUCCGAAGCACCUGUUCUUCAGAUGGUGGGGACGGCUGGGAAGACGAGCUGGACUUGGGUGUUGGCUGCCUGAGUGGUGUCGCGGCCAACCCCUGGCACCUGAACCGCUCGGCGCUCAUCGAACACUUGUACGGGUGGAGCCAGCCUGCGCGUUUCGCAGAGGCCAAGCCCGUGCACCUGAACCGUGGCACCCUCGUCGACAAGUUGUAUGGGUGGUGA